Molecule: messenger RNA, 3735 nt
Organism: Xenopus laevis (African clawed frog)
Lineage: Eukaryota; Metazoa; Chordata; Amphibia; Anura; Pipidae
Gene: aldh1l2.S
Product: aldehyde dehydrogenase 1 family member L2 S homeolog
Exons: 23
Coding region: 148-2916 (922 amino acids)
Biological process (GO): one-carbon metabolic process; 10-formyltetrahydrofolate catabolic process
Cellular component (GO): cytosol; cytoplasm
Molecular function (GO): catalytic activity; oxidoreductase activity; formyltetrahydrofolate dehydrogenase activity
Source: RefSeq, a predicted model, not a curated record
AGCCUGAAGGGGGUGUGACUUAGGCGGGUCGCUCCUGUGAUCUGUGUAGUGAGGCGACAACAGCUGUCUACUACGAGCUGCAAAGCCCUCGCCGCUUCUGUCACUAUCCCCUUGGAAUAUAAGUGUGUGUAUGUCUGACUCGCAGCAAUGCUGUGGACGGCCAACCAGUUCAUAAGGAAGUUCUCCAGCACCGCAAUUUACUAUCAAAACAAGCUAAGAUUGGCCCUCAUUGGUCAGAGUCUUUUUGGACAAGAAGUGUAUAACAAUCUACGUAAGGAAGGACAUAAAAUUGUUGGAGUAUUUACAGUGCCAGACAAGGAUGGGAAAACUGACCCUUUGGCUGUGGCUGCUGAGAAAGAUGGCACCCCAGUGUUCAAGUUUCCCAGGUGGCGAGUGAAGGGCAAGUCUAUCCCAGAGGUAGUAGAAGCCUACAAGUCGGUGGGAGCUGAACUGAAUGUCCUUCCUUUCUGCACACAGUUUAUUCCUAUGGAUGUUAUUGAUAGUCCUAAGAAUGGCUCUAUUAUCUACCAUCCCUCCAUCCUUCCCCGACACAGAGGAGCUUCUGCAAUUAAUUGGACGUUAAUUCAUGGAGAUAAAAAAGCAGGAUUCUCAGUUUUCUGGGCAGAUGAUGGCCUGGAUACAGGGCCGAUCCUGCUGCAAAGAGUGUGUGACGUGGAACCUAAUGACACAGUAGAUACCCUUUACAACCGUUUUCUUUUUCCUGAAGGAAUAAAAGCUAUGGUGGAAGCUGUACAGUUAAUUGCCGAUGGCAAAGCACCUCGCAUAGGCCAGCCAGAAGAUGGGGCUACAUAUGAAGGAAUCCAAAAGAAAGAUAAUGCAAAGAUUUGUUGGGACAACACUGCACAAGCAAUCCAUAACUGGAUCAGAGGACACGACAAAGUGCCAGGAGCCUGGACACUGAUUAAUGAGCAGGUGGUGACACUAUAUGGAUCCUCCUUGCUGGAUGGCCCAGUGCCUGCAGGUCAGCCAGUAUCUAUUGAAGGUGCUUCAAAGCCUGGCCUUGUCACCAAAAAUGGACUUGUUUUAUUUGGUAAUGAUGGCAAAAUGUUGACAAUCAGAAAUCUCCAGUUUGAGGAUGGCAAAAUGAUACCAGCGUCAAAGUAUUUUUCAAAGGACGAUUCAGCAACUUUGGAGCUUACAGAAGAGGAAAAGGCAGUUGAAUCAGAGAUCAGGAAUAUUUGGAAAGGGAUACUAAGUAACGUUUCGGUCAUUGAGAAGACCACUGACUUUUUUAAAUCAGGAGCUGCAUCAAUGGAUGUUGUCAGGUUGGUUGAGGAGCUCAAACAGAAAUGUGAAGGACUAGAGCUUCAGAAUGAAGAUGUCUACAUGGCCACCACAUUUGAGGAAUUCAUUCAGAUGGUUGUGAGAAAAUUAAGAGGAGAAGAUAAAGAAGAACUAAUCAUAGAUUAUGCAUCAUUAGAUGUCAACAACAUGACAGUGAAGAUGCCUUACCAGUGUUUCAUCAAUGGGCAGUUUAUUGAUGCAGAUAAUGGGAAAACAUAUGACACUAUCAACCCUACUGAUGGAUCUGUGAUAUGCAAAGUUGCGUAUUGUUCCGUAGCAGAUGUUGAUAAAGCUGUUGCAGCAGCAAAAGAUGCUUUUGAGAAUGGUGAAUGGGGGAAAAUGAACGCAAGGGACAGGGGGAGGAUUUUAUAUAGACUUGCAGACCUCAUGGAAGAACAUCAGGAGGAGUUAGCAACAAUCGAGGCCAUUGAUUCAGGAGCUGUAUAUACACUGGCGCUAAAGACUCAUGUUGGGAUGUCAGUGCAGACCUUCCGAUACUUUGCUGGGUGGUGCGACAAAAUUCAGGGGUCUACAAUUCCAAUAAACCAGGCUCGCCCCAACCGUAAUCUGACUUUUACUAAAAAGGAACCUCUUGGUGUGUGUGCCAUCAUUAUUCCAUGGAACUAUCCCCUGAUGAUGCUCGCUUGGAAGAGUGCUGCAUGUUUGGCUGCAGGAAAUACCUUAGUUUUAAAACCUGCCCAGGUCACUCCACUGACAGCACUUAAGUUUGCAGAGCUGGCUGUGAAGGCUGGAUUGCCAAAAGGCGUUAUCAAUAUCCUGCCUGGAUCAGGAGGUCUAGUUGGACAGCGCUUGUCUGAACAUCCAGAUAUUCGCAAGCUUGGAUUUACAGGCUCUACACCAAUUGGCAAGCAGAUCAUGAAAAGUUGUGCUGUCAGCAAUCUGAAAAAGGUUUCCUUGGAGCUCGGUGGUAAAUCUCCUCUUAUCAUUUUUAAUGACUGUGAUUUGGACAAAGCUGUGAGAAUGGGAAUGGGAGCAGUGUAUUUUAACAAAGGAGAGAAUUGUAUUGCAGCGGGUAGGCUCUUUGUGGAAGAAUCCAUACAUGAUGAGUUUGUGACGAGAGUGGUGGAAGAAAUUAAAAAAAUGAGGAUUGGCGACCCUCUCGAUAGAUCUACAGAUCAUGGCCCACAGAACCACAAAGCACACAUGGAGAAACUGUUAGAAUACUGUGAAAUUGGAGUGAAAGAAGGAGCCACGCUUGUAUAUGGAGGCAGAAAAGUACCAAGGCCAGGCUUCUUCAUGGAACCAACUGUGUUCACAGAUGUUGAAGACCACAUGUAUCUUGCUCAGGAAGAAUCAUUUGGACCCAUUAUGGUCAUUUCUAAGUUUAAGGAUGGGGACAUUGAUGGAGUGUUGCAACGUGCCAAUAAUACAGAAUAUGGAUUAGCCUCUGGCGUGUUCACAAAAGACAUAAGCAAGGCAAUGUAUGUCAGUGAAAAGUUGAAUGCUGGAACAGUUUUUAUUAACACAUACAACAAGACAGAUGUUGCAGCACCAUUUGGAGGCUUCAAGCAAUCUGGAUUCGGCAAGGACUUGGGUGAAGAAGCUCUACAUGAAUACCUCAGAACAAAAGCUGUAACCGUGGAAUAUUAAGCUUUCUCAAACCUUUGGCUUCUGCAAGACAAUACCUCGACAGGACUGUUUUUUUUAGCCACUCCAUUUUUACAUGUUUUGUAGUCACUUCAUUUUUACAUGGUUUUCAGUCGCUUUAUUUCUACGGCGUUAUUAAAGAAACAUGGCUUUGUGAGUAGUAUGCCAUCUACAUCAAGUACCUUGUACCGCCGGGUUGUCAAUUUUUAUGUUUUCUACACAAGUUCAAACAUGACAUGACUGCAACUUUGUAAAAUCAUCUUAUUCAGAUAGAUUCUUCAUUGGGAUCUUGGGAUGUAAUGCAACCAAAAGGAGGGUAGAAUUCAGUAUUACUCUUAGUUUUUGCUGUUCAAGAGUUCGUGGAAACCUCUCGAGCUAAAAAAAACAAAUUGAAAUAAAGUGCACUUAGUUUGUCCGUUGCAAAGUGUGAUCAGAGACUGCCACCGCUGGAAAUACAGCACCAAUUGCGGGGCUUCUAGAGAUCAGAGACUGAUGCUUAAACAUGGUGCAGAAGCAUAGAACAUACAUGAACUGAAUAAGGAAAUGACCGACACAUGCACCCCAUGCUCUAAAUACGCUGAACUGUUACACUGCACUGGAACAGGACAUCAAACAAAUCAAGUUACAAAUACAUAUUUUAUUGGUAUUUUCUUAUGGCAUCAUGUAUUCAAAUACAUAAGUCUGAAUUGACUUCAGCUUCUGGGAGCUGUACAUUUAUCAGGUUUGGAAGCUGGAAAUUAAAAUUGAAAAACUGCUUGCUAUGUCCUGCUGGAUAGCUCAGUAAAGAUUUGUCUUAAAAAAUGGACUUGCGUCUUACUUUUA